AUGACAUAUUCCUGGCUUUUGCUUUCAACAAGCUGGGAUCUCAGCAGUAUUCAGGCUGCACUCAACGUUUUGAUCUCUGUUCUGAGCACUAUCAUCCUGUGGGCGUGGUCACGUUUCUGGUGGCAGCGAGUCAGCGCCCGUGUCGUCCACAAAGAUUCAGGCGUACCAUUGCCUCAACUCCUUCUCGUGACAGGGCCUGGAGAGGGUUGGGAUGUGGUGACUGUCCUUGGUCGACGUCUGUUCACCAGGGGUAACUGGCCGCUCCUUACACAAACUUUCGUCGUCCUGUGCAUCACAUUGGCAUCUGCGCUGUCUGGUCCAAUCGCAAAGGGUGCGUUGAGACACGGCUCCACCACCCUACAAAAAGAUCGUCUGGUGUUACAAGCUGUCAAAGGCGAUGGAGGCACUGGUAGUACUCUAGGCGCAACUGUCUUGUGGAAUCAGACCGGCUCUGCCCUAGAUAUUGCGGGUUUCCCUUUGACUCAACUACUCGACAAACUGCCACUAUCAUCACCAGAUCCGUGGAUAUAUGCUGAGACCGAGUGGGAUCCCACCUGGACACUUCACUGCAAUUACACCAGCAAUGUCAAUCUACCCAAUGUGACAGCAUCGGGUGAUUCUCCCAUGAGGCAACCCCUGGCCGCAUUCCCAGCUUUCAACAAGACAUAUAGCGGUGCUUGGCUAGAUUCGUCGGAAUACAGAUUUUCCACAGGCUUCACUGGUCUGGUGAACUGGACAGAGCAUAAAUGGUCAGAGGCUCUCUUUUUCGUACUCGUCCAGUCGAAUCCGGAAGUCCAUGAUCGCAUGGAUCAUAACAACGAAACGCUCACUUUGUCGAUUACAUUAUUCCACGCACAAAACUUUAGCUGUGCAUCAAAUGACACCACAGCCACCUCGGGAGGCUCGGACUGGAUUCCAGUUGGAGCAGUGGAACGAGCGAGCUAUUCUCGAGCUGAGUGCUUCAUUACCCGCAAAGCAAGCGUGCCGGAUGAGAAUCGAAUCCCUUGGCCGUGGACAAAUGAUACAAUGGAAAUCAUUGGAAGCUACGAAUCAUGGUAUUACACCCCAUUCCAGGCUCCCGGGUCAAUGCAGCGAACGAUAGAAACACCUACAGCAGAAAGCCUCAUUAGAUUCUACCAGAUCUACAUGGCCACCACCAAUACGUACUACAGCGACCCCACAACCACUGCUCUCAGUUCAAGGGUUCAAACUGUUGAGCUGUCACUCCCAUUUUUGGUAGUGGCUGUGCUGCUGGCAGUCUUGACCAUGUGGGCAGCAAUUCGCUACCAGCUCUUUGUAAGGCAGCACAAGACCAAGAUCAAGGAGAUUUCUGUGCCGGAUGGCAAGGUUGACUGGAUAAUCCACGCUGCCAAGAUUUCGCACCACAAUUCAGGGAACCUGAGUAGCAAGGAAAAGAGGCAUAACGACCUCGAGUAUCUGCAGAACGCCAUGUUUGGGCGGAGAAUUGCUGCAAACUCGGCUUUGUCACAAAUUGAACCGGAAGACUCAAAGUUUGCACGGGUACUUCAAUCACCUAGAAUCUUAGUGGCAGCGAUAUCUCCAAACAGAAGCUUCUCCGGCUCCCAUCCAACGUCCCUGGACCAUGAAUCAGGUCAGGAGAGCGAUCACUCUGGUGAAACGGCAGUCCCCGGCCAUGCGCCGUUUUCAACAGUUUCGGAAGGUAGGCCACUUUCAAGAGAUCUUGUCUGUGAUGACACAAACCCAGCAGAGGCAUUGGGUGGAGAGCUUCCAUCCAUGGCCGUUCAUGGCACGGAUUUGCCGUUAGUUCAAAUGAGUGGUGGUGAAGAGACGCGAAGCCCCAAAAGUGAGCAAAACGGGAAGCCCGAUCGCACAGAAGAGCAUGAGGUGGAGGUUCGUUCCUCCCUAGAAGUCAAACAGGUUUCAAGGAAUCCUCAAUAA
Molecule: messenger RNA, 1920 nt
Organism: Pestalotiopsis fici W106-1
Lineage: Eukaryota; Fungi; Ascomycota; Sordariomycetes; Amphisphaeriales; Sporocadaceae
Exons: 1
Coding region: 1-1920 (639 amino acids)
Source: RefSeq, a predicted model, not a curated record